Messenger RNA from Megalobrama amblycephala (Wuchang bream), 2764 nucleotides. RefSeq names its product POU domain, class 6, transcription factor 1-like. Bases 1 to 1269 code for a protein of 422 amino acids. Gene Ontology annotation, biological process: regulation of transcription by RNA polymerase II. The transcript is spliced from 6 exons. The record is from RefSeq and is a predicted model, not a curated record. NCBI's taxonomy places the organism in Eukaryota, Metazoa, Chordata, Actinopteri, Cypriniformes, Xenocyprididae. Gene Ontology annotation, molecular function: RNA polymerase II cis-regulatory region sequence-specific DNA binding; DNA-binding transcription factor activity, RNA polymerase II-specific.
AUGAGACAAACCCUGGAGCAGCAAAGGCAGAAGAGAGCAGCUCUCGUUAGCGCCACCCAGUGGUUGCAUCCGUCAUACAUCAGUGUGAUCAGUAUGCUGCUGAGUGAACGAUCUGACAGACACGGAUUUGUGUACUUGAGCUCGGAAUUGCCAUCUCCUGCCUCAACGAGUGAUUCAUUUUGUCCUGAGGCGAUUCUGCUCUCUCGAAUCAGGACUGUUUUUUUUUUCUUUUUUUUUUUUUUUUUUCUUCAGAUUAGCGCAGCCUCUCUGGGAGCUCAGCCUCAGUUCAUCAGCUCUCUUACUACAACUCCCAUCUUCACCAGCGCCAUGUCUAAUGUGGCUGGACUCACAAGUCAACUCAUUACCAAUGCACAGGGUCAGGUGAUUGGAACACUUCCUCUGCUGGUCAACCCUGCAUCACUGGCUGGAGCUGCGGCAGCCUCUGCGUUACCUGCUCAAGGCCUGCAGGUCCAGACUGUGUCCCCACAGCUGAUCUUGAACUCCCAGGGCCAGAUCAUUGCUACGAUAGGGAACGGUCCAACAGCAGCUGCCCCGUCCGCCGCCUCCGUCCUCCCCAAAGCCACUGUGCCCCUGACACUCACCAAAACAACCACGCAGGGUCCUGUUGGGAAAGUGGCCCCAUCCAAAGUGAUCAUUGCUCCCCAGCCACAAGUGGUUAAAUCAGUCACACCCCUCACCUCUACUGGUGCCAUUGCCUGUGGAGACAUGCCUACCGUGGGGCAGCUUGUCAGCAAGCCACAGUCUGCUGUGAAUGAAGAAGAGGCCAUCAAUCUGGAGGAGAUCCGGGAGUUUGCCAAGAAUUUUAAGAUUCGACGGCUCUCUCUGGGGUUGACACAGACUCAAGUGGGCCAGGCUCUCACUGCUACAGAGGGUCCUGCAUACAGUCAGUCAGCCAUCUGCAGAUUUGAGAAGCUUGACAUCACUCCUAAAAGUGCCCAGAAGCUGAAACCCGUGCUGGAGCGCUGGCUGGCAGAGGCUGAGCUCUGGAAUCAGAAAGGUCAGCAGAACUUGAUGGAGUUUGUGGGCGGAGAACCCUCCAAGAAGCGUAAACGGAGAACGAGCUUCACGCCGCAGGCCAUCGAGGUCCUCAACACUUACUUUGAGAAAAACUCCCUUCCGACUGGCCAAGAGAUUACAGAGAUCGCAAAGGAGUUGAAUUAUGACCGAGAGGUGGUUCGGGUCUGGUUUUGUAACCGUCGACAGACUCUAAAAAAUACAAGCAAGAUCAACGUGUUUCAGGCCCAGUAGGAUGGUGGCGUGUCUCUUCGAGUGCAACAGAAGAACUUUUUGGACGUUGAUGUAUUGGUGCUAGUUGCAAAAUGACUGAAAUAACUGAUUUGCUGUUGUGAUGAAGCCAGCGGCACUUGAAUUGUGUGCGGUCUUAGAAUAGUAUCUUUUUUGGGUUUUUUUUGUUUACGUUAUACUGCAUGCAGAGUGACUUUUUGCCAUGCCACCACAAUUUUCAAUGCUAAAAUGGCUUUUGAACUGUUUAAAAUACAGAAGAAGCUACGAAAUCCUGUAGUUGCUGUUUUUAUAGACGAAAAUAAGCACUUCAUUAAUAUAUAAUAGAGAAAACUUGCAAAUAUGCUCUCUCAUUUAGUUGUUUUUGUUUUUGUUUUUGCAGAAACUAACUAUUCUUGGCUGUUAAAAUUGCUUUUUGCUGUAGCAAUUGCAGCUAUGGCUUCUGACUAUGUUUAGUACAUUUAAGAGGCUAUUUAAUCAUUUGACUGAUUUUAUUUUUAUUCAUGCGUUCAUAUAGUUUUGCUGUAAACUUUAAGCUAUGUGAUUGUACAAUGUUUGAGACAAAUAAUUGUUUUUUGUUCAUCUUAAAACUUCCAAAAAGUCCAUCUGAGAGGGUGUAUUCAGGUCUUUAUUUCAGUGGUUCCCCUGUCUUUGUGCUUAAAUACUGUAGAUGUGGUUCAGUCAAGUGGACAAUCAUAGUACUCUGAAUCAGAAAGCAUGCCCUGCUUUUAUGUGGCUAAAUCCAAUUUUUCCAUUUCAGCUGUCAUCGUAAUUUCAUAUGCCAGAGAAUUGUAUGAUUUCAACUGUUUUAAAUAGAAAACUGUACCCGUUAUCAAAGAUUACAAUGACUGACGUACUAGAACAUGUCCUAUGGAUUUUAACAGAAAGCAAAUCUUUAUUUCAGGAGAUGAUAUUGAAGAAAAACUUGCGUCUAUACCUACAUAGGGCACUUAAGAAACAUUAUCUGUACUGCUGAAAGUUUGUUUUAUUGUUGAUCGAUGAGCCGACAGACAAGUGUUAAAAGAUUUUACUGUUAUUAAUGAAUUUGGAUUGUGCUCAUUUGUACUCUUAUUGUGGCAGCAAUAUUCACAGGUGAACGUUUCCCCAUUUAGUAAAACAGCCCAGACAGAAGUUUGUUGUAACAUGUUUCACAUGUUUGUUCUAAGCAUAAAGCUAUAUUGUUCUUAUGGACCUUCAGUAUUUAUCUAAUGGAUUCUUAUCUUGAUUGGUACAAUACUAUACAUUUACAUUUUAAUGUUGUGAAGAAGGAACGGUAUUAGACAUGGUGUUUUAACAAACGCUAUAUACAUAGACUUAACAUGUAAAAAGCAGCAUCUGUUCAACAUUUUAAUCUGUGCAGAACUUAUCGUUUUUAAAAUGAUGCCUAAAUGCAUUUACAGAUUAUAAACAAUGGUACGGUACUCCAUUAACUAUAUUUAUUUUGUAUCAAUUGUAAUGUUUGGUAUUAACUUGUUAUUGUAAUAAAUUAACGCUAAACAGA